Penicillium soppii is the source of this 6687-nucleotide messenger RNA. RefSeq names its product DNA polymerase epsilon catalytic subunit POL2. Bases 1 to 6687 code for a protein of 2228 amino acids. The record is from RefSeq and is a predicted model, not a curated record. Lineage: Eukaryota; Fungi; Ascomycota; Eurotiomycetes; Eurotiales; Aspergillaceae. Gene Ontology annotation, molecular function: DNA-directed DNA polymerase activity; DNA binding; nucleotide binding. Gene Ontology annotation, biological process: DNA replication proofreading; nucleotide-excision repair, DNA gap filling; base-excision repair, gap-filling. Gene Ontology annotation, cellular component: nucleus; epsilon DNA polymerase complex. The transcript is spliced from 3 exons.
AUGCCUACACGAAAACCCAGCAAGUAUGGAAACAAGUUUCGUUCAAAUGCUGCAUCCUCAAAACCCCGACGCUCAAAAACAGUCGAAUUCAACUCCUUACGCUCCACCGAAGCAACUUCGCAAGAUGAGAAAUUUGAGGCCAUUAGGUUGGCCAACAGCAUUGAUGAAACCCUUGGUUUCCCACGGUUCGAAUCUGGCGAGGCAAGAGCUGGAUGGCUGGUCAAUAUGCACAGUACAUCGAUAGAGGACUCAAACGUGCCCGGAGGCCGUGCCGGGGUGGAUUACUACUUUCUGCAGGACGACGGGACAAGUUUCAAAGCGACUGUGGAACACGACCCUUAUUUCUUAAUUGCGGUCAAGAAAGGCUACGAAACAGAGGUUGAGGAAUGGUGUCGUCGAUCUUUUGAAGACAUGAUCAAGAAGUUUACGCGACUUGAGAAAGAUGAUCUCAGUCUUCCAAAUCAUCUCCUCGGCUACCGAAAGACCUACAUCAAGCUCAGCUUCGCCAACGUGAGCAACCUUUUGGAGGUCAGGCGCACCAUCCUACCUCUAGCGGAGAAGAAUAAGAAAAACGAGAGCGCGAUGGACGCCUAUGUUGAGAUGACCAGUGCGACUGCUGGCAUCGAUCUUUUUGACGACGAAAUUAUUAAUGAGCAACGACCUAAUGGGAACAUACAAGCGAGUGAUUUUAUAAUGGAUAUUCGAGAAUACGACGUGCCAUAUCAUGUCCGAGUCUGCAUCGACAAAGACAUUCGGAUUGGAAAGUGGUAUAAUGUUAAGGCAGAUCACGGUGUGAUAUCGUUGACCUGCUUGGAAGAUCGCCUUCAGCGUGCCGAUCCCGUCGUUCUCGCUUUUGAUAUCGAAACCACGAAGUUACCUUUGAAAUUCCCGGACGCUGCAUUUGAUCAAAUCAUGAUGAUUUCAUACAUGAUUGACGGACAGGGAUUCCUCAUUACUAACAGGGAAAUUGUUUCAGAGGACAUCAAUGAUUUCGAAUAUACCCCCAAACCCGAGUACAACGGACCCUUCAUUAUCUUCAAUGAAGCCAACGAAAGAGGAGUCCUCGAGCGGUUUUUCGAGCAUGUCAAGAUUGCCAAGCCCACGGUCAUUGCAACCUACAACGGUGACUUUUUCGAUUGGCCAUUCGUGGAGACGAGAGCCAGUGUCAACGGACUCGACAUGUAUAUGGAGAUCGGUUUCCGGAGAAACAACGAGGACAUCUACAUAGCCGACAACUGUGUGCACAUGGAUUGUUUCGCUUGGGUCAACCGUGAUAGUUACCUUCCCCAGGGAAGUCGUGGUUUGAAAGCCGUGACCGUUGCAAAGCUAGGGUACGACCCUGAUGAACUAGAUCCAGAGCUCAUGACACCCUAUGCGAGUGAGCGACCGCAGACCUUGGCCGAAUACUCGGUUUCCGAUGCUGUUGCCACCUAUUAUCUGUACAUGAAAUAUGUUCACCCUUUCAUCUUCUCACUCUGCACGAUCAUUCCCCUCAACGCCGACGAAACUCUACGCAAGGGAACCGGAACUUUGUGUGAGAUGCUGCUCAUGGUCCAGGCCUACCAGCAUGAGAUCGUCUUGCCCAACAAGCACAAGGACCCCGCAGAAGCUUUCUACGAGGGCCAUCUCCUUGAGUCAGAGACCUAUGUUGGUGGCCACGUCGAGAGUAUCGAAGCUGGUGUUUUCCGAAGUGAUAUCCCUACACAUUUUACCGUUGACCCGACUGCAAUCGAUGAACUUCUCAAUGAUCUGGAUCAUGCCCUCAAGUUCAGCAUUGAGGUUGAAGAGAAGAAGUCGAUGGAUGACAUCGCGAACUAUGACGAAGUCAGAGCCCAGAUUGCGGAGCGCCUGCUUGAUCUCAAGAACAACCCAAACCGACAUGAAGUUCCAUUUAUCUACCACUUGGACGUCGCCUCUAUGUAUCCCAACAUCAUGAUUACCAAUCGACUACAGCCGGACUCAUUGAUUGAUGAAUCGGACUGCGCCGCCUGCGAUUUCAAUCGACCCGGAAAGACCUGUGAUAGGCGCAUGCCUUGGGCAUGGCGAGGUGAAUUCCUGCCUGCCAAACGUGAUGAAUAUAACAUGAUCCGACGUGCAACUGCGAACGAACGAUUCCCAGGCCGCUUUAGUAAUUCUCCAAUGAGAUCAUUCGGUGAAUUGAGCACCGAAGAGCAAGCUGGAGUAAUGAAGAAAAGGCUGCAAGAUUAUAGUAAGAAGAUUUACCACAAAAUCCACGACAGCAAGACUAUGGAACGUGAGGCCAUCAUCUGUCAACGCGAAAACCCUUUCUAUGUCGACACUGUUCGAGACUUCCGUGACCGACGCUAUGACUUCAAAGGCAAGCAGAAGGUUUGGAAGAAUAAGACCGAUAGUUUGCAGUCAUCGGGCGCUUCAGCGGCUGAAAUAGAGGAAGCCAAGAAGAUGAUUGUACUAUACGAUUCUCUCCAGCUCGCGCAUAAAGUCAUUCUCAACAGUUUCUACGGCUAUGUGAUGCGAAAGGGUUCCCGGUGGUACUCUAUGGAAAUGGCUGGUGUGACCUGUCUUACUGGUGCCCAUAUCAUCCAGAUGGCCAGAGAACUUGUUGAGCGUAUCGGUCGUCCCUUGGAACUUGAUACGGACGGUAUCUGGUGUAUGCUCCCCGGUGGUUUCCCGGACGAAUUCAAAUUUACCUUGAAGAACGGGAAGAAAUUGGGCAUCUCAUAUCCAUGUGUCAUGCUCAAUCAUCUCGUACAUGCUAGAUACACCAACCAUCAGUACCAGGCACUUGUGGACCCGAAAACCUUCAAGUACGAGACUCACAGUGAAAACUCCAUCUUCUUCGAAGUGGACGGGCCAUAUCGGGCAAUGAUUUUGCCGACAUCUAAGGAAGAAGAUAAAAACCUGAAGAAGCGCUAUGCAGUCUUCAAUCAUGAUGGCUCCCUGGCUGAACUUAAGGGAUUCGAAGUCAAGCGAAGAGGAGAGCUGAAACUGAUCAAGAUCUUCCAGACGCAGAUCUUCAAGUUCUUCCUUGAGGGUUCUAAUCUUGCGGAGACUUAUGCUGCUGUGGCCCGAGUUGCGGACCGGUGGUUGGACGUUCUGUACGAACGUGGUUCUACAUUAGCCGAUGAAGAACUAAUCGAUCUCAUUUCGGAAAAUCGAAGUAUGUCCAAAACUUUGGAAGAGUACGGCAAGCAGAAGUCUACAUCAAUCACGACCGCACGACGCCUGGCAGAAUUCUUAGGCGAGCAAAUGGUUAAGGACAAGGGUCUAAACUGCAAAUACAUCAUUUCGUCAAGGCCACGAAACACUCCUGUCACCGAAAGAGCCAUUCCCGUGGCCAUUUUCUCGGCCGAGGAGAACAUCAAACGUUUCUUUUUGCGCAAAUGGCUGAAAGAAGACCCUGGGGACAUGGACCCCCGAACUGUGAUCGAUUGGGACUAUUAUCUGGAACGUUUAGGAUCGGUGAUUCAAAAACUGAUUACCAUUCCGGCUGCACUCCAGAAACUUCGAAACCCGGUGCCCCGGGUUGCCCAUCCCGACUGGUUGCAACGUCGAAUCAACACCAAGGAUGAUAAAUUCAAGCAAAAGAAGAUGACUGACCUAUUCACCAAGUCGGAGAAGGCUCCGCUUUCUUCGAUCAAUGCCAAUAUUCUAGACCACCGUGUUCAGCAUGCCGGUGACAUGGAUGAAGCGAUCGCAGGCUCAACCCAGAAGCUCAAAUCGCCCAGCAACAAGAUUUCCCAAAAGAGAAAGCAUCCAGAAAACACUUCAAAGACAGCCCUCGAUCCAUUCGCUAGCCUCCCGGCCUUUAUGCCCUCAAUGUCUGAGAACUACGAAGGAUUCCUCAAAUACCAAAAGCAAAAAUGGAAGAUUCAAAAGCAAGCGCGUAUUCGCCGACGUCAACUGUUUGGCGAACGAACGAACGUUGCUUCGGACUCAUUGAGUAAUUUCUUCCGCAACCAAGCUCAAAUGCUGUACAUCAGCACAUGGCAGGUCCUGCAGCUUUGUGAUACAGGUAUACCAGGAGUUGUGCGGGCUUUUGUGCUGAUUGACCAAAAGAUUCACGCCCUCAGUGUCAAUGUUCCGCGGCAAUUCUUCUUGAAUUUGAAGCGGGAUUCUCUCCCUGAUGUCGACGUACCAGACUGCGAUGUUGAGAAGGUCAACCAUACUUUGCCUAAUGGGCACCCCUCUGUCCACUUGUUCAAGCUAUCCUUGCCAGAAGAAAAAUAUCUGGAGGAAGCCGACAAGAUGGAUAUUCUUUUCCAGCACCCAAGUAUCGAGGGUGUCUAUGAAGGAAACAUCCCGCUCAGCACUCGAGCCGUUCUCAAGCUAGGAAGCCACUGUACUUUCGAUGAGCAGCAACGCGGUGUGCUCGGCGAAGGGCUGGACAAAGGAUUCGAUAUUUCAACAUUACUUCACGCUUCUUCUGACCAGCCCUAUCUGAUGGAUUCGUCGUUGGUUUUCCACUACUUGUAUCACAUUGUUUCCGGUGACAGGCAGGUAUUCGCGCUGUUCUCAACAUCCAAAAGUGAGGCACACAUCAUUGUUCUCAAUCGCACAAGGGACGUGCAGGGUUUGCCGAACGUGGAUAAAAUAUACACCGAAAUGCUUACCCGUAAGAUGCAAGCUGCGGCGGGUGACGAGACGCUGAACGCGUUUGAAUACCAAGACAAGAUUCAUUUUAAGACCACGCAGGUCAUGACGCGGAGGAAAGCCCACCUUGAAGUGGGUGAUAUGAUCAGAAAGCUUCGAAGUGAUGAAAGCCGCCCCGCGGUUCUUGUCAUCCAAUCCCAACAGAAAGACCGCCUGUGUCAUGAAAUUCCGAUCUUAAAGGAGUAUCCAAUUCUGUCUGUGAAACCCGAAGCAUCGGACAUGGAACUCCCACCCCUGGGCUGGCAGGCAUUUGUUGCCAGACGUUUAGUCACGCGCUAUCUCUACUUGUCUUCCUGGAUUCAGCAUUUGACCUUGCUCGCUCGUUACGGUGAUGUUCCACUUUGCAACUUGGAAAGUGAGGACCCUCGAUAUCUCAUCGAUAUCUCGUAUGCCAGACGUCUCCAGUCAAAUAAUGUUGUGCUCUGGUGGUCCCCAGGCCCACGUCCUGAUCAUGCAGGCUAUGAGAAGGAUGAUAUUCUAGGUGCUUUGGACAAGGUCAACAUGCCGUCAGUCAAUGUGCCAGGUGCAUACUCCACGGUAUGCAUGGAGCUAGAAGUUCGCAACCUGUCAAUCAACACCAUUCUCACUUCCUCUAUCAUCAAUGAGAUGGAGGGCAGUGAUACUUUACUAGCACCCUCUGGAGAUGGUGAAGACACUGGGGUUUUCUACUCAGAGAAAGCCUUUGCUUCUGCUGGUGUCGUCGUGCUCCGGGAAAUGGUCAAGCACUGGUGGACAGAAGCCUGCGCCGGCAACAACAUGGCGGACAUCAUGGUCCAGCAUUUGAUCCGAUGGGUCGAAAGCCCUGUCUCCUGUCUGUACGAUCGGUCCUUGCACAAUUACGUGAGAUUGCUGUCGCGCAAGUCCUUUCAGAGAUUGAUGGCAGAGUUCAGACGGGUUGGCUCGCAUGUUAUUUUUGCUAGCCCUACGCGCUUACUUCUUCAAACUACAAAGACUGAAGUUGGAAACGCCUACGCCUAUAGCCAAUAUGUCCUCAAGUCAAUUCGCGCCAACCCUUCAUUCCACUUCAUUGAUCUAGAGAUCAAGGAGUACUGGGAUUACCUCGUGUGGUACGAUGAAUACAAUUACGGAGGCAAGGGCUGCCAGGAGGUUACCGAGACCGAUGAGCAAAAUCUCGAAACCGCAAUGCAUUGGCAACUCAGUCGGUUCUUGCCGAUUCCCAUGCAAACAAUCUUCCACGACUGGGUCGUCGAGUAUAUUGAACUUAUGCAUGGCUUGAAACGGCCAGAACCUCAAGAUGGGGACAUAUCUUCGACACCCCGUCCAACACAGAUCCCUAUCGGACGGACCAACGACGGAGAUGACGAAGAAAUCACUGCCGUACUGGCAGAUCGCUUCUCGAAGCCCUUGAAGAAGCAAAUAUCAGGUUUAAUUCGAAGGCAACGUGAUGAGAUGCUUCAUCCUGAACUUGCGUCUGACUAUGCCUUCCCCGUGUUGCCUGGAGUCUUGGUCAAUCCCAAGGAAAAACGCAACCCGUCUCUGGAAUUGACAAAGCUACUGAUGCAGGUUCUGAGCUUGUCCAAAACCACAACCUUAGAAUCCCGCUUGUUGCGACGUGAACUCCUAGCGCUGUUUGAGGUUCGGGAGUUCAGCAAGGAGGGCCGGUUCGAGAACCCUAGUGCUAGCUUGAAACUACCUGAAAUGUCCUGCAACUCCUGCUGCCUCAUCCGAGACCUGGAUCUUUGUCGCGACGAAGAUGUACUGCCUGAUGCCACUUCCGAUGCCACCAAGUCUGCCCAGCCCUGGCGAUGCCCUUUCUGUCAUGCCGAGUAUGACCGGCUAGCCACUGAAGAGUUCCUCAUUGGUCAAGUCCAUGGCUUUGUUGUUGAAUGGCAAACACAGGAUCUCAAAUGUGCCAAGUGUGGUGGCCUAAAGAUGAGUGAAUUCUUGGAGCACUGCUCUUGCAGUGGUACAUGGGCCGCAACGGUCGAUCGCAAGGAGAUUGAGAAGAAACUUCGAGUGUUGGAGAGCGUGGCCAAGUUCCACAAACUGCAACUGCUGGAAAAUAUUGUUGAAGGAGUGCUGGAGCGAUUUUGA